This is a messenger RNA of Cygnus atratus (black swan), 4749 nucleotides long. It is a transcript of the gene GUF1, whose product is annotated as GTP binding elongation factor GUF1. Gene Ontology annotation, cellular component: mitochondrion. Lineage: Eukaryota; Metazoa; Chordata; Aves; Anseriformes; Anatidae. Gene Ontology annotation, molecular function: GTP binding; mitochondrial ribosome binding; GTPase activity. The coding region runs from base 196 to 2178 and encodes 660 amino acids. The transcript is spliced from 17 exons. Gene Ontology annotation, biological process: positive regulation of translation. The record is from RefSeq and is a predicted model, not a curated record.
UGUUUCCGGUGGUUCCUGUGGCGGCGGCCAUCUCAGGGCGCCGGCGGGCGGGUCUUGAGGCGGCCCUGGGGCAGGCGGCGGGAGGGGCGGUUGCGGGGCCGUCAGGGAGCCGCAGCGCUGAGGGCAGCGACCGGAGGCGGGUCGCCAUGGGGGCUGAGACCACGCCGUGAGGGGCUGAGCCCAGCGGCGGGCGUCAUGGCUCUCGGCAGCAGGGCGGCCUUGUGGUGGGCCCGGCUGCUCAGUCCCGGCCCCGCUGCUGCCCCGCGGGACUCGCCGGCGUGGCUGGCUGCGGGGCGUGUGGCGUGCCGGCGGCCCUACAGUUCCGGCGGCAAGGAAAAAAUAGAUAUGUCAACAUAUUCUGUGGAAAGCAUAAGAAACUUCAGUAUUAUAGCUCACGUAGACCAUGGCAAAAGUACAUUAGCAGACAGGCUGCUGGAAAUUACAGGAACAAUUGCUAAAACUGACUGUAACAAACAAGUGCUGGAUAAACUGCAAGUGGAACGUGAAAGGGGAAUUACAGUUAAAGCACAAUCUGCAUCUCUCUUUUACAAUCACAAAGGAGUAAACUACCUCUUAAAUCUUAUUGAUACGCCAGGCCAUGUAGAUUUCAACUAUGAAGUAUCCCGGUCACUGUCUGCCUGUCAAGGUGUUAUACUUGUAGUGGAUGCAAAUGAGGGUAUUCAGGCUCAGACAGUAGCAAACUUCUAUCUUGCUUUUGAAGCACAACUUGCAAUAAUUCCUGUCAUAAACAAGAUUGACUUGAAGAAUGCAGACCCUGAAAGAGUUGAAAAACAAAUUGAGAAACUGUUUGAUAUCCCUGUUAAUGAAUGUAUAAGGAUUUCUGCUAAACAAGGGACAAACAUUGAAAAAGUUCUUGAAAAGGUCAUUGAGAAGAUUCCACCACCCCAUUUUAAUACUACUGAUCCGUUGAAAGCUUUAGUAUUCGACUCCACCUUUGACCAUUACCGAGGUGUCAUAGCUAAUAUUGCACUCUUUGGUGGGGAGAUUCAGAAAGGGCAUAAAAUUGUUUCUGCACACACAAAGAAAAGAUAUGAAGUUAAUGAAGUAGGAAUUCUGACUCCAAACGAACAACCAACAGAUAAACUAUAUGCAGGACAGGUGGGCUACCUGAUUGCUGGAAUGAAAGAAGUAACAGAAGCCCAAAUAGGAGACACACUGUUUAUGCAUAAACAGCCAGUGGAGCCUUUGCCUGGCUUUAAGUCAGCGAAGCCAAUGGUUUUUGCAGGAAUGUACCCUGUAGAUCAAACAGAAUAUAAUAACCUCAAAAGUGCUUUGGAAAGGCUGACACUGAAUGAUUCCAGUGUGACAGUUCAUCGUGACAGUAGUCUUGCCUUAGGAGCUGGAUGGAGGUUGGGUUUUCUUGGCCUUUUACAUAUGGAAGUUUUUAAUCAACGUUUGGAGCAAGAAUAUAAUAUGUCUGUUAUUUUGACUGCACCUACUGUUCCAUAUAAAGCUAUUCUUUCUUCAGCAAAGUUGAUAAAGGAGUAUGGUAAAGCAGAGAUUACCAUUAUCAGCCCUGCUCAGUUUCCUGAUAAAUUCUCAGUAUCUGAAUAUUUGGAGCCAACUGUUCUUGGUACUAUUGUAACACCCCAAGAAUAUAUUGGGAAAAUAAUUGCUUUAUGUCAGGACCGUAGAGCAGUCCAGAAAGAUAUGCUGUACAUUGAUGAACACAGGGUUAUGCUAAAGUACCUUUUUCCACUGAAUGAAAUCGUGGUGGAUUUUUAUGAUGCUCUUAAGUCUCUGUCUUCUGGUUAUGCAAGUUUUGAUUAUGAAGAUGCAGGAUACCAGGCAGCAGACCUUAUCAAGAUGGAUAUUCUUCUAAAUGGAAAUGCAGUUGAAGAACUGGCAACUAUCAUACACAGUGAUAAAGCUUAUGCUACUGGUAAAUUACUGUGCGAACGUUUAAAGGAUGCUAUACCUAGACAGUUGUUUGAAAUAGCCAUUCAGGCUGCUAUUGGCAAGAAAAUAAUUGCAAGAGAAACACUGAAAGCUUACAGAAAAAAUGUUGUGGCAAAAUGUUAUGGUGGAGACAUUACAAGAAGAAUGAAGCUUUUAAAAAGGCAGGCAGAAGGGAAGAAGUUGAUGAGAAAAAUUGGCAAUGUGGAAGUACCAAAAGAUGCCUUUAUACGUGUUUUAAAGAGACAGCCUGACAAAUAGAUCACUGCCAUGCAGCUGAUUAUCUUCUUACAGACAGUAGCAUACUUGAAUUAAUGUAUAAUUUAUCACUGUGAGAGUGAUUUAUAAUUUUCUUAAAAUGAUGUAAAUGUAAAUAUAUGUGGGAAUAAGCUUUGUACUUAACAUAUCCAGACUGUUGCAGAUUAUCAUGAAGUUAGUUAUUUCAUUUUACUUCACUGAAUCUGAAAGUUAUCAGUAUAACUUAACCCAAGUUUGAUACUCUUAACACUUUCAAGUCUUUGUAUGACAGAACAGGGAAAAUGUGGCAAAAAAUAUUAAAUAAUUUAAAGGUAGGGAUAUUUUUUUAAUGUCAUUGGCAUGGAAAUAUCAUGUUACUUCCUCUUUACUUGCUAAAGUUGUUCUUUUCAGGAAAUCACAGCCGGAAAAGCUAUAAUCCUAGCUUUCUCCAUGAACAUAACUGAUUUAAGCCUUAAAGACUUCCUCCUGGACAUGUCCUAAUAAAAUAUUCAUGCCAGUCUACUGUUGUAAAAUGUGCAAUUUAUGUUCACAUGCUAAAGUUUGUCAGUGAGUUCUUACUUAACAACUGUAGUUAAAUGCAUUUACUAGUAUCUGUUGCUUUUGGUAGGGUACACAAAGCACUCAGAAACACAAGUCAAUGACCAUGCUAUAUACAGGGUUUGCAACUACCUGCCUACCUCGGAGAAGAUUCAAGGCUGUUCAUAGAUCUUCAGGACUGGGGGGGGGCUGUGGAAUUCUAUAUCUAGAAUUCCAUAGCUUCAUUUCUGUUACAUUCUUCUUACAUGUAUGCAGGAUGCACUGGACAUCCUGGUCAGCAGGGGUUUCUGAAAGACAGGCCCUGCCUGACUAACAUGAUCUUUUAAGACAAAAUAACCUAUUUAGUGGACAAGGAACAGCUGUGGAUGUUGUUUACUUGGACUUUAGCAAGGCAUUGAUACUGUUUCCCACAGCAUUCUCCAAGAGAAAGUGGCUGCUCAGGGCAUGGGUGGGUGUACUUGUUCAGUAGGUAAAAAUGUGGCUGGUGGUUGUGCCCAAAGGGUCAUGAAAUCCGGUUGGUGGCUAGUCACAAGGGAUGGUUCUUGGGGCUUACUCUUCAAGCCAGUUUUGUUUAGUAUCUUUAUGAAUGAGUUAAAUGAAGGGACUGAGUGUACCCUCAGUAAGGUUGCAGAUGACACCAACUUAGGUAGGAGUGUUGAGCUGCUUGAGGGGAAGAAAGCUCUGCGGAGGGAUCUCGAUGGGCUGGGAUAAAAGUGGAUUUCCACUCCCACUUGGAACUGUAUUGAGGAACCAACAGUUUCAAAAAGGCUGUCCAGUGCAAACCAUAUUUGGGUUUUACAUACAUACAAAAUACUAUACCAAAAAAGAAAUUCAAGUAGAAAUCUGGUCAAACUAAUAAUUUCAAAUUUACAUGGUAUUAAGUGUAUACCUAUAUGGUAUAAGUGUAUAUCUCAAAUACUUCAUUUAACUUUUUAACACUGGUAAACACUAGUAAAAUCUGUUUUACAGUUUAAGGCUGAAAAUGUAUUUGAUAGCUUAGGGUCUGUUUAAAAGAGGCUUGUUAGUAAUUAAAGAUUUUGCUCUUCAAUAAAUAUGUUGUAAGGCAUCACCUUUUCUUAUUUUUUUUUACGCUAAGCACAAAACUGGCAGCAGGACACAGAACAAACAAUUACUAACUUCAAGAAUUUUCUUGUUCAUCUAGAUACAUUACUCUUUCUACCACUGGGGAUCCAAAAAAAGUAAAUUAAGUUCUUAACCUCUUUCUUACAUGGAAGGAGACAAAAUACUUAACCUGUCCAUUAAAGCCUGAAGUACUUGCACAUUUCAGAAUUUACAUUAGAAACAAAACAAUUUGGAAAUGAUAUUUAUAUUUACAUUUUACUUUUUCAAAGUAGGAAAUAACAUUCCUUGUAACAGAUCAAUAUUUAUAGUGAUACAAUGAGAGGUAAUUAUUACAGAGUGGUUAACAGUGACUUUAAUACAUGAUAAUUUAAACUAGUAGACAUUAUGUUCCUAGAAAUUAACCUUUUUGCAGGUAACAGCUGAUACAGUUAAACAUAUCUCCAGAAAGGAACACCUCGCUUUUUCCUUAUGGAUAAAGCUCAAUUAUAAAAAAAAUUGAAAAAUCCUAAACUAAUUUGAAAUACAUGAGAGAAGAAAGUACUAUGACAGAAGUUUAAUGUUUGCAACUAGAAUAAGUUAUGACACUUUCAAGAAUUGGGUGCAUUUAUAGGCACUGUUUUUGUAUUUUUAUUUGCCUGAAUUGUACAGCAGGACUUGAGAUGCCCCAAAACUGUUUGUAUAAGAUAAAUUUAAGGCAACCAAGUGCAAAAGCUCAGUGUGCAUUAGAUACACGUAAACAGAACAUUUCAUAGUAGAAAGUGUACAGCUAUUACAAGUCCAUAGUAUUUAACAAAGGCCAAAACCAUUCUGCCUAGAAACACAAAUGCAAAGUGUAGUUGCACUAAUGGAGCCAAAAUUAUAAAUUCUUAGAAAUAAGAUAUUCUAACAGAUGCAUUACAUUGCUGUGCUAAAAUAAGUGCUCUGCCCCACCCACCCCCCUCCACCCCUAUGUAA